CGUGUUUUUGGUCCGAGGAAUUGAAACUCACACAGUCGCUGUGACUGAGAGCAGAAAUGGAGCAGAGUCAACUGGACCAAGAAACUUUCUCCUGUUCGAUCUGUCUGGAUCUACUGAAGGAUCCGGUGACGAUUCCCUGUGGACACAGCUACUGUAUGAACUGUAUUAAAAGCUUCUGGGAUGAAGAGGAUCAGAAGGGAAUCUACAGCUGCCCUCAGUGCAGGGAGACAUUCACACAGAAGCCUGCACUAAAGAAAAACACCAUGCUAGCUGCUUUAGUGGAACAGCUGAAGGAGACUGGACUCCAAGCUGCUCCUGCUGACCACUGCUAUGCUGGACCUGAAGACAUGGCCUGUGAUUUCUGUACUGGGAGGAAACUGAAAGCCAUCAAGUCCUGUUUAGUCUGUCUGGCCUCUUACUGUGAGAAACACCUUCAGCCUCAUUAUGAUGUGGCUCCUUUAAAGAAACACAAGCUGGUGGAGCCUUCCAAGAACCUCCAGGAGAACAUCUGCUCUAAGCAUGGUGAGGUGAUGAAGAUGUUCUGCCGCACUGAUCAGAAGUGUAUCUGUGCUUUCUGUUUACUGGAUGAUCAUAAAGGUCAUGAAACAGUGUCAGCUGCAGCAGAAAGGACUGAGAGGCAGAGAGAGCUGGAGGAGAGACGAGGAAACAUCCAGCAGAGAAUCCAGGACAGAGAGAAAGAUGUGAAGCUGCUUCAACAGGAGGUGGAGGCCAUCAAUCACUCUGCUGAUAAAACAGUGGAGGACAGUGAGAAGAUCUUCACUGAGCUGAUCCGUCUCCUCCAGAAAAGAAGCUCUGAUGUGAAGCAGCAGAUCAGAUCCCAGCAGGAAACUGAAGUGAGUCGAGUCAAAGAUGUUCAGGAGAAGCUGGAGCAGGAGAUCACUGAGCUGAAGAGGAAAGACGCUGAGCUGGAGCAGCUCUCACACACAGAGGAUCACAACCAGUUUCUCCUCAACUACCCCUCACUGCCAGCACUCAGUGAGUCUACACACUCAUCCAGCAUCAACAUCCGUCCUCUGAGACACUUUGAGGACGUGGCAGCAGCUGUGUCAGAGCUCAGAGAGAAACUACAGGACGUCCUGAGAGACUCAUGGACAAACAUCUCACUGAUGGUCACUGAGGUGGAUGUUCUACUGUCAGAACCAGGACCAACGACAAGGGCUGGAUUCUUAAAAUAUUCAUGUGAAAUCACAAUGGAUCCAAACACAGCUCACACAAAGCUGGUUCUGUCAGAGGGAAACAGGAAGGUGACAGCGAUGAAUCAACCUCAGUUUUAUUCAAGUCAUCCAGACAGAUUCACUGAUUACUGGCAGGUUCUGAGUAAAGAGAGUUUAACUGGACGUUGUUACUGGGAGGUGGAGUGGAGAGGGACAGUUUUUGUAUCAGUCGCAUACAAGAAUAUCAGCAGAGCAGGAGGUGGGAAUGACUGUGGAUUUGGAGGUCCAGUUUCCUCCAGAGUCGGAGUGUACCUGGAUCACAGAGCAGGUAUUCUGUCCUUCUACAGCGUCUCUGGAUCCAUGACUCUGAUCCACAGAGUCCAGACCAGAUUCACUGAGCCGCUACAUGCUGGAGUUUGGUUUCGCUGGACUGGAGACACUGUAGAGUUCUGUAAACCCACAUAGAUUUUCUCUCUGAUUGUUGGUCAGGGUUCAUUGUUCUUCUCUGCUCUGCUAUUCUUUAUUUUUCUGGUUUAAAUGUCAUUGUCUGUGUUCCAGGAGUCAUAAAGUAUAUCAUGGCUGAUUUUCUUUUCUUUAAUUUUUAUAUAACCCUGAAAUAUUUCUCCAUGGGCUGCACAGUAGCGCAGUUGGUAGAACUGUUGCCUUGCAGCAAGAAGGUCCUGGGUACGAUUCCCGGCCCGGGGUCUUUCUGCAC
Molecule: messenger RNA, 1890 nt
Organism: Xiphophorus maculatus (southern platyfish)
Lineage: Eukaryota; Metazoa; Chordata; Actinopteri; Cyprinodontiformes; Poeciliidae
Product: tripartite motif-containing protein 16-like
Exons: 2
Coding region: 57-1640 (527 amino acids)
Molecular function (GO): zinc ion binding
Source: RefSeq, a predicted model, not a curated record